This is a messenger RNA of Microdochium trichocladiopsis, 2571 nucleotides long. Its product is annotated as ABC transporter transmembrane region 2-domain-containing protein. Lineage: Eukaryota; Fungi; Ascomycota; Sordariomycetes; Xylariales; Microdochiaceae. Gene Ontology annotation, cellular component: peroxisomal membrane. The record is from RefSeq and is a predicted model, not a curated record. Gene Ontology annotation, molecular function: ABC-type transporter activity; long-chain fatty acid transmembrane transporter activity; ATP hydrolysis activity. Bases 1 to 2571 code for a protein of 856 amino acids. Gene Ontology annotation, biological process: very long-chain fatty acid catabolic process; fatty acid beta-oxidation; long-chain fatty acid import into peroxisome. The transcript has 3 exons.
AUGGCUCCCGCGCAGUCAACAUUGCGCCAGCCCGCCGUCGGGUCCGAGGACAUCCUCAACGCCUUCAUAUCCAAGUACACAGGCAUCGUCCAGGAUCGUCUACGCAGGAUAUCCCGCCGCGCCAAGAUCCUCGCCACCAUCGCGCUCGCCACGGCCAUCAUCUUCGCCGGCGAAGGCGCCCGGCGGCGCUGGAAGCGCAAGAGGCUCGAGCAGGAGCAGGGCAGCAAGCUCGUGCGCACAAACUCGUGGCUGUUCAACAAGGACGGCUCGCGCACAAUAUACGUCCCCUCGCGCGGCGGCACCUCAAAGGUCGUCGUCCGCAGAACCAAGCCCCUGACCUUUGAGGCGCAUCGCCGGCUGUUCCUCAAUCCGCCAAAGGUCUCUGGCCUGCAGGGCGGCAAUGAUGGGACAGCCUUGCCUUCGGCACAGACCAAGCCUGGUCUCAACUUGGCGUUCCUGCACCAGUUCCUCAGUCUGAUGAGCAUCAUGAUCCCACGGUGGACAAGUAAAGAGGCAGGCCUGCUUGUCAGUCAUGGCGCGUUCCUCAUGCUGCGCACAUAUCUCUCACUGGUCGUGGCGCGCCUCGACGGCGAGAUCGUUCGUGAUCUAGUUGCCGGCAACGGCAAGCUCUUCCUGUGGGGCAUUGCUAAGUGGUGUGGUCUCGGUGGCUUGGCAUCAUACACAAACUCCAUGAUCAAGUUCCUCGAGUCCAAGGUGUCCAUCGCCUUCCGUACCCGGUUAACGCGCUACAUCCACGACCUGUAUCUGAACGAGAACCUCAACUACUACAAGCUGUCCAACCUGGACGGCGGCAUCGGGCAGGGCGCCGAUCAGUUCAUCACGCAGGACCUCACGCUGUUCUGUGCGUCUGCAGCUAACCUCUACUCGUCGCUCGGCAAGCCGUUCGUAGAUCUGUGCGUGUUCAACUACCAGCUCUACCGGUCCCUGGGCCCGCUUGCCCUGACUGGCCUGUUGAGCAACUACUUCCUCACGGCCAGCAUUCUGCGGAAGAUGUCGCCACCAUUUGGGAAGCUCAAAGCCGUAGAAGGACGCAAAGAGGGAGACUUCCGCAGCCUGCAUGCCAGGCUGAUUGCCAACGCAGAAGAGGUGGCAUUCUAUGGCGGCGCCGAGAUGGAGAAGACGUUCCUCAACAAGGAGUUCAAGUCCCUCAAGUCCUGGAUGGAGGGCAUCUACAUGCUCAAGAUCCGCUACAACAUCUUGGAGGACUUCAUCCUCAAGUACAGCUGGAGUGCCUACGGCUACCUGCUCUCCUCUCUGCCGGUCUUCCUGCCCGCCUGGGGUGGUCUAGGUGGUGCUUCUGAGCUGUCCGAGGCUGCCGGCUCCAGCGGCCGCGAGCACAACCGCAUGAAGGACUUCAUCACCAACAAGCGUCUCAUGCUUUCCCUGGCCGAUGCCGGCGGCCGCAUGAUGUACUCGAUCAAAGACUUGUCUGAGCUGGCAGGCUACACGAGCCGUGUAUACACGCUCAUCUCGACGCUGCAUCGGGUCCACGCCGAGGCCUACGUCCCUCGCCCCACCGGGAACGAGCUCUACUCUCUGUCAGACGUCCAGGGAACGAUGCAGAAGGGCUUCGACGGUGUGCGCCUGGAGCACGUGCCGGUCGUGGCGCCGGCAUUGUGGCCGCAAGGCGGCGAUGAGCUGCUCGAGUCGCUGUCCCUCAUUGUCAGGCGCGGCGAGCACCUCCUGAUAUCGGGUCCCAACGGCGUGGGCAAGACCGCCAUCGCCCGCAUCCUCGCCGGCCUGUGGCCCGUCUACCGCGGGCUCACCAGCCGGCCCAAGUCGAUCGGCCAGGACGGCAUCAUGUUCCUGCCGCAGCGGCCGUACCUGAGCGUCGGCACGCUGCGAGACCAGGUCAUCUACCCGGACGGCGAGGUCGACAUGCGGAUGAAGCGCAAGAGCGAGCACGACCUCAAGGAGGUCCUCGACGCCGCCAAGCUCGGAUACCUCCCCGACCGCGAGGGCGGCUGGGACACCCGCAAGGAGUGGAAGGACGUGCUCAGCGGCGGCGAGAAGCAGCGCGUGGGCUUCGCGCGCCUGCUGUACCACGAGCCGCAGUACGCCGUCAUCGACGAGGGCACCAGCGCGGUGUCGAGCGAUGUGGAAGGUCUGCUGUACGAGACGUGCAAGGAGAGGGGAAUCACCCUCAUUACGAUCUCGACUCGCGCCUCGCUCAAGAAAUAUCACACCUUCAACCUGGUUCUGGGCAUGGGCGAGAACGGCGACGAGUGGGAGUUUGAGCGCAUCGGCACGGAGCGCGAGAAGAUGCAGGUCGAGAAGGAGCUGCAGGACCUCAAGGAGCGCAUGGCGCAGGUCGACGCGUGGAAGAAGCGCCGUGACGAGAUCGAGGCCGAGCUCGCACAGGUCUGGGUCGAAGGCAGCGGCAGCGGCGAGGGCGAGGGCGAAGGUGGGGGCGAUGGUGAAAAGGAGAGCAAGACCCUCGAGGAGCGAGCAUAUGUGUCGGCUGAAAAGGAGGCCGCCGUGGCGGCUGUGGAAGAGGCACCUGCGGACUCUGAGCAGCAGUCGGAAGAGGUACAAGUUGCGCAGGAGUAG